This is a messenger RNA of Drosophila biarmipes, 1244 nucleotides long. RefSeq names its product aquaporin-11 (gene AQP). Lineage: Eukaryota; Metazoa; Arthropoda; Insecta; Diptera; Drosophilidae. The transcript is spliced from 4 exons. The record is from RefSeq and is a predicted model, not a curated record. Gene Ontology annotation, molecular function: channel activity. The coding region runs from base 108 to 908 and encodes 266 amino acids. Gene Ontology annotation, cellular component: cytoplasm.
AAAUAAAUCACUUAUACCAGGUCUCAGUCAGCAUUCAGAUCUCGCAGCCUCUUAACGCGGUCACCUGCUUCUUUGAAAAUCCCCAAGUCUUUUAUAAUUGCGAAGACAUGUCGACGGCAGCAUUGGGGGUAAGUGCCCUUUUUAUGGUGGGAUGUUGCGCGAUUGCUCAAAUUGCUCGAGUAGUCACCCGCCGAGUGGUGUCCCGUGAGGGACUAGUCCCGAUCCUGAUCAAUGAGGCAAUCGCCGCUGCUGAGCUUUGCGCCUGCUGCUUUGAACUGAUCAUUGUGGCCGACAACUUUGGAGUGUCUAUGUACGCAGUCUGCUUGUUCCUCCUGACCAUCUGGUGGGGUCGCGUGUGGGGCGACGCCUCCGCCUGUCCGUACACCCACAUGGAGGAUGUGGUUGAGGGUCGCACCAGCUUCAAGGAGAUGGCCCUGCGUAGUUGGGCUGAGCUGAUGGGCGGUUGCUGUGUGUACCGGGUGGUGCAGCUUUUCUGGUGGCUGGAGCUGGCCGAGACUCACCGCGGACGGGCCUUCGAGGUCUGCAACGCCGACCUGCAGGUCAGCCCAUAUUUGGGCGCGGUCAUCGAGGGCGUGGCCACGCUUCUCUGCCGCUUGGCCUCGAAGACGAUCAGCGAAAAGGAGCCGCGGUUCGGGAGUUACAUUGAUUCCUUCAUUGGCACCAGUUUGGUGGUGGCAGCCUUCAACUUCUCCGGCGGAUACUUCAAUCCCGUCCUGGCCACAGCACUGAAGUGGGGCUGUAGAGGACACAGCCACCUGGAACACAUCAUCGUUUACUGGCUUGGGGCAUGUGCCGGUGCCGUGCUCUCCAUUCCGGUUUUCAGGCUGCCCGCAGUGCGACGCAUUCUUCUCGGCGAAGAGGCGGGGUCGAAGUCAAAACAGGAAUAAGCCCAUUGGAAUGCUUUUGUAUUUCAAAAAUCUGUCAAUACGUGGAAAUAUGUCGAACUCUGGCCAUGUCUGCUCGGGAGCAAAGCGUUAACCUGUUAGUGCCAUAGGACCGUAGUACGACUUUGAGGCACCCGGUUACCAGCGGGCACGAAGAGAAACAUUUUUAGCACACUUUUGAGCGUUGUUUACAUCUGAAACACGAAGUCACUACAGAUUUGUUCCCUUUUCUAGCUCCAGAGACCCCGGUUUUCAAAUUGACAGUUUGUUGUUUAUUUUUAAAUGUUGUUAAAUAUUUUAAUAUAAUAAUUAAUAAAAAUUAAUAUAAUUUUCUAAUAA